Messenger RNA from Impatiens glandulifera, 2919 nucleotides. Its product is annotated as protein KINESIN LIGHT CHAIN-RELATED 2-like. The record is from RefSeq and is a predicted model, not a curated record. Lineage: Eukaryota; Viridiplantae; Streptophyta; Magnoliopsida; Ericales; Balsaminaceae. Bases 425 to 2626 code for a protein of 733 amino acids. Gene Ontology annotation, molecular function: protein binding. The transcript has 3 exons.
AAUCGAACGGUUGCAAGUCCCUUUGGCGUUGAAUAGCCGUUAAUUCCGCACAUUAGGAGAGAGAGUAGAGAGAGAGUCACAGCGGGAAAAGCAUAAAAGGGACAUGGAAACCGCGAAUCCGGCGGUUGCAGAGACGGUGGUGGUGGGAGAGAGGUCGCCUUCAUAUUUGCCUCUCUUUCUCUCUCUAUCUCUCUCUCUUUCUCUCUCUACCUAUACAAGCAUAUUUGCGCCUCUAGAAUUUAAUUUGUUCAAAUCUCUGUUUCAAUCAAAGCCGUAUUAACUUUCCAAAUCCUCCUUUCCUUCAAUCUUCAUCAACCCCCAUUUCCUCUACUAUCUUCAUCAUCAUCAUCAUCAUCAUCCUUUAUAUACGUUAAUAAUCCCUGAGGAGAUUUGCACACAACAGUUAAUUGAUAAUUGGGUGGGUAUGGAUAAAUCAAAUGGAGAGAUGACGACGAUGGAAAGUGAACAAAAUGAAUACUAUCUUCCUAAAAAGGCCAACUUUAGAGAGUCUUCUCCCAGGAGUCCAUUCAGCAGUGGAAGCAACAGCCAUGAUUAUGACUCCAUUGACAUAGCCUUGGAAGACGGAAGAGGUUUUGACACCUCCAUUGACCAGCUCUAUCGAAAUGUUUGCGAUAUGCAAAGCUCUGAUCAAUCCCCAUCAGGGCAAAGCUUUCUAUCGUACGGGCAGGAAUCGAGAAUUGACUCUGAAUUACGUUUUCUUGCUGGAGGAGGAGGAGGUUUUACAGAGGUUGAAAAGGCUAAAGAGACGUUGGUAGAGAGAAGAGGAGAAGAAGCUGAAAAUGAUUCAUCUACUCCUAAGAAAGGAACUCUACCGAAAAGGAAAGGUCUCCCUAGAGUUGCAUCUUUGCCUUCGCCACAAUCAAAGAGAGUCUCUAGCCUUACAGCCACGGAUUCGUCAUCGCCGAAGAAUAGCCCAAGGAGCAUGUCUUUUCGCGGGGCACCUCCAGCAGCCAAGCAAAAUGUGAAGACUACCCGGAAGCCAAAUGCAAUCCAUCCGACGAAGAGUAACGAGAAGAUUCCUCCCGUUGGAUUGGACAAACCUCGAAAUGGAAAUGGGAAUCCUAUUGAAGCAGAAUAUAUUGGGCCUUAUUUGCUAAAACAAGUGAGGGAAUUGAUUUCUUCAGGUGACAAUAUUAACAAGGCUCUUGACUUAGCCCUUAGAGCAUUGAGAGCCUUUGAGAAUUCCUCAGAUGGGAAACCCAAUCUGGACAUGGUCAUGUGUUUGCAUAUUAUAGCUGCAAUUUACUGUAACCUUGGCCAAUACAGUGAAGUGAUACCCAUUCUAGAACAAGCGAUCGAGAUACCAUCUCUCGAGGAAGGCCAAAACCACGCACUUGCCAAGUUUUCCGGUUGCAUGCAGCUGGGAGAUACUUACGCCACGAUUGGCCAGAUUGAGAAUUCGAUCCUUUUUUAUUCAGCUGGGUUGGAGAUUCAAAGACAAGUCCUAGGGGAGAAGGACUGUAGACUUGGUGAGACUUGCAGGUAUGUGGCCGAAGCCCAUCUUCAAGCACUUCAAUUUGACGAGGCUGAAAACCUUUGUCUACUGGCUCUUGAAAUUCAUAAAAACAGUCAAUCUCCAGCCUCCCUAGAAGAGGCGGCUGAUAGAAGGCUACUGGGGCUUAUUUCAGACUCAAAAGGAGAUUAUGAAGCUGCACUUGAGCAAUAUGUCUUGGCAAGCAUGGCAAUGUCAGCUAAUGGACAAGAAGCUGAAAUGGCAGCUAUAGAUUGCAGCAUUGGGGAUGCAUAUCUAUCCUUGAUUCGAUUCGACGAAGCUGUUUUCGCUUAUCAGAAAGCCUUGACAGUGUUCAAGUCAACAAAAGGAGAAAACCAUCCAUCUGUUGCUUCAGUUUUUGUCCGUUUGGGGGAAUUGUACCAAAAGAGUGGAAAACUAAGGGAGGCAAAAUCUUACUGUGAGAAUGCACUUAGAAUUUACGCAAAACCAGUUCAAGGUAGUCCACCGGAAGAGAUAAGUAGUGGACUUAUCGAUGUUUCUGCCAUAUACGAGUCAAUGAAUGAGCCAGAGCAAGCUCUGAAGCUACUCCAAAAGGCUUUGACCUUACAUGCAGAUGGAAAAGGCCAGCAUAGUACAAUUGCAGGAAUAGAAGCUCAAAUGGGUGUUCUAUACUAUAUGAUUGGGAAUUACUCAGAUUCUUAUAAAUCAUUCAAAAAUGCCAUAUCAAAGUUUAGGGAAAUCGGAGAGAAGAAAUCUGCUCUGUUUGGCAUUGCUCUUAACCAAAUGGGGCUAGCCUGUGUUCAACUUUAUGCCAUUGAAGAGGCUGCAUAUGCAUUUGAAGAAGCCAUGCACAUAUUGGAAACUGAAUAUGGACCAUAUCACCCGGACACCCUUGCAGUCUAUAGCAAUCUUGCUGGCACUUACGACGCUUUGGGGAGGUCAAAUGACGCAAUUCAAAUACUAGAAUAUCUUGUUGAAAUGCGAGAAGAUAAGCUUGGGACUGCAAAUCCCGAUGUUGACGACGAGAAACGAAGGUUGGCAGAGUUACUUAAAGAAGCCGGACAAGUCAGAAAGAAGAAAUCCAAGUCAUUGGAAACUCUUCUUGAUUCAAAUUGGCAGAAUAUGGCUAUACUUGGUGGUGCCAAACUGUGACAAUGAUGCCCAAAUUCAUUACUUAUUUAUUUAUUUAUUUUAUUUGUUUGUUUGUUCCACUUGAAAGAAAAAGAAGACAUGUAGUAGGUAUGGGGGGAAGAUUUAGGUGAUGAGUCAAAUUGGUUGAGUUAAAAGUAAAAAAAAAAAAAAAAGGGGGAUUUGAAAGAUUAUGCAGUUGGAAAAGUUGAUUUUCCCAUAUUUGUAAAAAUGUUGAUGUAUAGUAAAUAAUAAGAGAGAAUAUUGAAAUCUCACUUUUUACCAUAAAUAGAAAGAGUUUGGGGUGUUUUUCGUAC